GAGGGGUAUAAAUAAGGUGGAGUCGCUCUCCGUGGUUCUGAAAAAAGGCAGAGAGUCAUACACGGAAUCCCCACAGUGAGGAGCUCCCCUCGGCAACUAAACACCGAGGAGAUUUCACAAGAAACUAGAGCUGUGAACCGGGACCUGGCAGAAACCCAAGAAGAAGACGAAGAAGGAACGGGGAACCCCGCGCGGGAGAACAAAUACACCAAAUACCCUCUGUUUUUCACAACAAGUCAGUCUUUGAGUGGCAAUGACGAGCUACAACCUCACCUCAAGUGUCCUUACUCUUCUCGUCUUCAUAACAUUUUCCCGAUUCCAUUUGGCUGCUCAGAACCCUGAUGGUCAAGAUGAUGACAGAAACCCAUACAGAAAUAUUUUUCCUGAUAUGACAGUAACUAAAGAUCAGGAAAAAAGUGGCGUGAAGAACCUACAGGAAGACGAGGCAGAUGAAGAACUCUUUAAAGAUGUGGAUCCUAAAACUCUGGCUGCGGUUUUACUGGAGGCUUUGAAUCAUUCGCUGAAAAAUGUGGAGAGUGAGCAGAAAGGUGACGCUGGAGAAGAAGAAAACCAACAAGUGGGAAUGAUGGAAGGAGCGGACCAAGACAGAGGUGGACGACAAAAGUUAGAGCUGCUCAUGGCCACGCAAGAGAGAGAACAAGAAGAAGAGGAGAGAAAGAAAGCUCAAGAGGAAGAGGAGAAGAUGACUGAGAAGGUGACAAGUCUUACGAAGAGUCACACAAUUCAGGUCCCUGCAGAGCCAAAGUCCGCCAAUCCAGAAGGAGUUCUGGAAAAUGUAAAGCAAGGAGGCAGUAGCUCUGAGAAUGGCGAAGAAGAAGAGCAGCUGAAUUCAGAGGAGCUGAAGAGCCUGGAGACCAUGAUGAAGGAGUUUCCUCGCGUGGAUACUGUGGGGAAGAGGAAGGUGGACUCAGAUCAGAAUUUGGGAGACAGCAGAGGUUACAACAUCAACAACUAUUUCAUAACAAUCAGUAAAGGAGGCAACCUGGCUAUGUCAAAAAAGAAACUGAAGUGGCAAGAGGAGACACAGAAGGCACUGAACCUGCCAUCAUUCAGGGAAGGGAACUUUAUGGACGAUUUUGUGGAUGGAAAUUAUGAGAGAAAUUCUAUACAGUCCCUGGUGCCUCCAGCAGAGCCGGAGGUCAUGGAGGAGGAUUCUCCUGAUGUUCCUCAAGAUGAGGAUGAGAAAGAGGAGGAAGAGGCUCGAGCCAAAGCAGAGCAGGAGGAGAUGAGAAGGCAGGCAGCCGAAGCACUACGAGCCAAGAUAGAGGAAGAGAAACUGGCAGACAUUGCUUCUGACAUGCUACUGCACUACAUGGUCAAGCAGAGAAAUGGGAACAAGAAGUACAAUCCUUCUCUGUCCAAUGCUGCAGAGGACAAAAGGUCUGAUGAGGAGCAGGAGGUAAAUCAGGAGGACGACAUCGAUCCCCAGACUAUCGACAAGCUGAUCGAAAUAUCCAGCAAGCUCCAUCUCCCCGCUGAUGAUGUGGUGGACAUCAUCAGUGACGUGGAGAAGAAGAAAAAGAAGGACAUGACUCCACUCUCAUCUUCUUUCUUGUCCAAGAAUAGCUUCAUGCCAUCAAAGGUGUCUGCUGAUAAGACAAGGCUACCGGCUCCUGCUGUCAAUCUCCUCAAAACCUGGUUUCAGGGCAAGACACAUACAAAGACAAAGGAUCACUGGAGCAAACCUGUCAGUUCUUUGCUGUCCAAUCAAAACAUGUGGCCUAAAGCUCUAAAGCCUCUCUCAUUUAAACAGGACAUUUGGCAUAAAACCCCUAAGUCUGUUUGGACUGGCUACCCAUCGUACCCCAUAAAUUACCCGUUCUACUACAAGAGGAAGCUCUACCCAGACUACUACACCAUUUACAAGCCAUCACCUCUUCGACCCAAACCGCGCUACUACAUUCCAAAACCUUUUGCCCUCAACAGAUUUCUGGAUGGUUCUGCUAUCAAUGGCAACAAGUUCGAAAACAGAUACCGCUAUGAGGGUUGGGUCCAACCUCAGAUAAGAAUGCCUCCUUCUUCAGCACAGUCUCAACCUCAACCUUAUUACAAGAGCUAUCCCCUACCACUCUACCCACGUACACUAUUUCAGCCCCUUGCACUUCCUGAAUCACGGUCACUGCCUAGAUUCCCUGUGAUGGGUCCUCUUCCUAAGGAGAGAUAUUACUCAACCCCCGUACCUGCAGCCAUGCGAGACAACAAGUAUGGGACUGGAAAACAAUCAGAUAGCAGUAGCAGCAGCAGUCGUGCUGAUAUUGAGAAAUACAUAAGACAGAUCCUCAUGAACAGAGCUCACCAGUUGGACUGAUGCACAAAAAGGAAGAGAUGGAAAGAAAUUUAGCAUAAGGAUGAAAAAUCCAAAUGGACAGUUUCAUUUAGUUAACAAUUUAUUUUCCUUUAUGCAAGUUUCUCAUUAUGUUUUGAUGAGAUUGUAUAUGAACAAGGACAUCAUAGAGGAUGUUUGUCUCCUCCCAGAGGUAUUCUGGUUGAAAAGGGAAUAUAAGAUGGAAAAUACAGAGAGGUAGUCCAUCAGCAUUUGCUCUGAGAAAGAGGUGUUUGAAAACCAGGGACGGUCCUUAAGAGAAGCAUGACAGGGAAGAGAUUUGUAUCAUGCCGAAACCUGUCAUCCAAAUUCACAACGUGAGAACAUUCUGAAUUAUGGACAUUGUUUAAUGCCAACAGGAGAAUGUGUGAACGUUGUGAGUUGUAUUUUUCAAUAUACGUCGUUCUCAGACACAGAGAAAUUGUGGACACUCAUAAGCAUGAAUCAGGAAUUUAAAAUUGAAUUUAAGUUAUGGUAAAUAACCUUUAUUGUCUGAACACAACAUAAUACAAAAAAGCAAAAACUACCAAAAUGUUUUAAUCUGCCUCUAAAGAUUUGCCAUUUGGUCUAGCCCAGUGGUUCCCAAACGUUCUCUGCUGCGCCUCUCCUUGGUUUAUAAGAAAAUGUUUGCACCCAUUUACAAAAUUUACCAUUAUUAUCUUACUAUUCUUUUUGGCCUAUUGUUGUGUACAGUUUUAUUGAGUAUACUGAUAGGCUGAUAGGCCAUGUCAUACCAAAGUCCAAACCAGGCGUGGGCAAAGUUUUUGAGUUGCAGGCCACAAUUGUCCUAAAAUUGAACGGGGGGCCGGAUCAGGAGCAUAUAGAUCAGAUGAACUAAGAUAAAUGUAAAUGUCAUGCAUAAAGGCUAAAAUGCUGAAAUGCUUUUGUAAUGUUCUACACCAUCUAUUGGGGAAACGUUGGUAUUGCAGGGAAAAGGUGGAAGUAUAAUAUUAAUAAUUAUAAACCACAGUUUGGUGGGCCGGAAUAAAAAGCUGAAUGGGCCGCAUUUGGCGCCCGGGCCUUAGUCCGUCCAUGCCUCGUCCAAACUCCUUAUUUAAUUUAAGUUCACACACAGGUUCAGUGGCAGCCUCACUAACAUCACUGCAAUGCUCUUGAUGACUCACCCUUUUGCAUACUUCAAUUACCUAGUUGCCAUGGUGCCAAACCCCAGUCAAACUUCAUACAUUUCACACCUACAGAGUGGGCUGCAGUGGUAGAAACAUGUUGGUCUUUAUGCAAAACGCCUCAUAGUCCUGCAUUUACAAAAGAUGAAACUAACAAGGUGUUGGUCAAAAAUAAGUGUAAUGUUUUGGUCCAUCAAUUAAAUGUUCUUGAUGUAACAGUUUAGAAGAUGAAGUACUAAGACAGAGUCAGGGUUUUGAAUCAAACAGCAGAUUAACAAGUACAUUAGGAAAAAGUGAAAGAUUAAUCUAGAAACACUGAGGUCAGCUCUAGUUUACACAAAAUACACCUGACUUUUUAUCCAUUAAUGUGACAUUUUCAUUAAAAAAAAAUAAAAAGCACACAGAGGUGAUAGAAAUUAUCCUGGAUUUCUUUUUAUGAGUCAUUACCGAUUUAAGCUAGAUUCUUUUUUUCCCUACGUUCUGCUGUCCCGGAGUACCGAUUCUUUCGCUUGGCUUAGAAUUCAUGCAGGCACGGCGGGACUUUAUUUUCAUGGGCACACCAUCCGGCCAAUCAUUUGUGAGGACAGACUAGGAUCAUACCUUUAUGUGAAAGAAGAAAGGGUAGACUAUUUUAAAUACAAGGACUUUGAGAAAAACAAAAAGGAAAUAGCAUUCAGGUACAAUUUUAACAACAUUUGAGGGCAAAUAAUCACAGGAAGUAGAAUCUGAGGCAUCAGGUUUUCUGAAUGCCAACCUGUACUAAAAACUAAUUGGCAUAAUGUUGACGUUAUUUAUGUGAUUGGGUUUGAGUAUUUUUUUUAAACAAAAAUGCAUAAAAUUAAGGCUUUCAUAAUGACACUGGAUGAAAAAUUGCUUACCAACAAAACAAAUAUUCAUAAGUGCUUAACUGGGCUAAAAUAGAAGAUGUGCAUGGCAUGCUGGAGGAGAAAAGACGAUAUUGGAUUAAUAAGGGUAUCAGCAGAAACUCAAUUAUAGUAAUUUUAAAAGCACCUCGGUGGACCGUUCUUUAAAUGAGCUGAACUGUCCCUUUAACCACAAAGUGUCCCUGAGCUCAGUGAAACUCUGCUAAUCUGACCGUAAUUUGUCACAUUUGAUUGACUCAUCAAUCUUCCUUUUGCCUUCAUUGCAGUGUUUUAGAUUAGCACUAAAAUUCUGUUCACAUUUGUCGGUGGCACCUGUGACAUCGGGACUGAUACUGUCCAUAAGGUUAAGACUAAAAUGGAAGAAGUUCAAAUCAUGUAAAACAGUUUUUAAAUGAUCAUUUAUCUUUUAGCUGAUGCUUCAAUAAGACUACAAACCAACACUAACUAUAAAGGUGCAAAAAGGGGGUAAAUGUUUGAGUUUGAGCAUAAAUUUAAAAAAUAUGUAAAAAAAAAAAAAAAAAAUAAAGCAAAAACCAUGACACUGGUGUAACUUAAAGUCAAUGUUGAAGUCAUGUAUACAACUAAUACUGUCUAUGGUCUUUCUAGAUGUACCCUGUUGUAACCAUCGUAAUAAACAUGCAUUUGCUGGA
Molecule: messenger RNA, 5002 nt
Organism: Cynoglossus semilaevis (tongue sole)
Lineage: Eukaryota; Metazoa; Chordata; Actinopteri; Pleuronectiformes; Cynoglossidae
Gene: vgf
Product: VGF nerve growth factor inducible
Exons: 2
Coding region: 254-2329 (691 amino acids)
Molecular function (GO): neuropeptide hormone activity
Source: RefSeq, a predicted model, not a curated record